Molecule: messenger RNA, 750 nt
Organism: Triticum aestivum (bread wheat)
Lineage: Eukaryota; Viridiplantae; Streptophyta; Magnoliopsida; Poales; Poaceae
Exons: 3
Coding region: 67-411 (114 amino acids)
Source: RefSeq, a predicted model, not a curated record
CGAGCAGCUCAUUCCUUAGCAGGCAGCAGGCAAGGUUUGAAAAACCAGCACGGUGACCUGUGUUGAAUGGCGCCUACACCUGCAGGCGGGACGACGGGGAGGUCUGCCGGCGGUGGCGAGGGAGCAUGUAAGGAAGCACAGCUGCCUGAAGCAAUUAGGACGAUGGCGUCAACUGCAUGGAGCUGCACCGACCUGGGUGAUGGAGCUGCGGACGAUGUCGGCGAGCCGCGAGGUCGACUUGGAGGCGGUGGCGAUUCAACGCCGAUUGACUGCGGCGCCGCUCACGACGGCGGCUCGAAGGCCGCGGGAGCGCACCGACACGACCGCAUCUCGGCACUGACCACACCUGCUGGCGGGAGGCGCUCUCCCCACGCGACCCACGGCCAUGGUGCGCAGCGGCGACCUCCGUGACCCGCACUGCACCGAUAUGCAAGGGAGACCAAGCAGCCGCGGCGCUUCAUCCAUGCGACGGCAACCCGUCGCUGCCCCCACACGAGGGAGACCGAGCGGCCGCCGUGCUGCAUCCAUGCGACAGUGACCCGGCAGCUUGCUUGCCCUUCAAAACUGCUCCACGUGAAUGUUUUGUUGGCGUUUGACAAAUAAAUGGCUGAUGUUUUGCUCUAACUGAAUGAAUGUAGAUGUACAGAUAAAUCCUAGUUCUUUUGCAGCACGUGAAUCAGUGUUGAUCUACAAAAAAAACUUGAAUGAAUGUUGAUGUACAAGAAAUCUUUACUGUGACAUGGAUAACAC